CGCGCUCCCUGCCCGCCCGACACGGCGCGGUCUCCCAGGUGCUCGGGAGCGCGGCUCGGACGCUGGAACCCCUCACUCUUACCCACCCCUCCUCCUGGCCCCGCGGAGCGCGGCGUGGAAGUGUCGGUGCUCGGCCAGAAUAACCAACCAUGACUACAGAAUCGGGAUCAGACUCCGAGUCCAAGGAUAAAGAGCAGGAUCAGGAGGAGAGCCCUGCACAGGAAGGGGCGGCGGAGACCCAGCCUCAGGAGCAGCAGCCGCAGCCGCCGCAGCAGCCGAGCGAGGAGCCCCAGACCGCGCUCGAGCAGUUCUCGGCUGUGGCAGCGCACAGCACGCCCGUGAGAAAGGAGCAGGCUACAGAGAAAGAACAGGAGUUUGCUGCUGCGAGUGCAAAACAAUUGGAAUAUCAGCAGCUAGAGGACGACAAGCUCUCUCAAAAAUCUUCAUCUAGCAAACUUUCCAAGUCUCCUCUAAAGAUCGUCAAGAAACCGAAAAAUAUGCAAUGCAAAGUGACGCUCCUGGAUGGAUCGGAAUAUGCGUGUGAAGUAGAGAAACGUUCCAGAGGUCAAGUGCUAUUUGACAAAGUGUGCGAGCAUCUGAACCUUUUGGAAAAAGACUACUUUGGGCUAACAUACAGAGACACAGAAAACCAAAAGAAUUGGUUGGACCCUGCCAAGGAAAUCAAGAAGCAGAUCCGAAGUGGUGCUUGGCAGUUUGCAUUUAAUGUGAAAUUCUACCCUCCAGACCCUGCCCAGCUAUCUGAGGACAUUACCAGGUACUACCUCUGCCUGCAGCUGAGAGAUGACAUCGUUUCGGGCCGGCUGCCCUGCUCGUUCGUCACGCUGGCCCUGCUGGGCUCCUACACCGUGCAGUCGGAGCUCGGCGACUACGACCCCGACGAGUACGGCAGCGACUACAUCAGCGAAUUCCGCUUUGCGCCAAACCACACUAAGGAGCUGGAGGACAAAGUGAUCGAGCUGCACAAGAGCCACAGGGGAAUGACACCUGCGGAAGCUGAGAUGCAUUUCCUGGAGAAUGCCAAAAAACUAUCAAUGUAUGGAGUAGAUCUCCAUCAUGCCAAGGAUUCCGAAGGAGUGGAAAUCAUGCUAGGAGUCUGUGCAAGUGGACUCUUAAUAUAUCGAGACAGACUCAGAAUAAAUAGAUUUGCCUGGCCAAAGGUUUUGAAAAUUUCCUACAAGAGGAACAACUUCUACAUCAAAAUCCGACCAGGGGAGUUUGAGCAGUUUGAAAGCACUAUUGGGUUUAAGUUGCCAAAUCAUCGUGCUGCAAAGCGCUUAUGGAAAGUGUGUGUUGAACACCAUACAUUUUUCAGGCUCCUGCUGCCAGAAGCACCUCCAAAGAAGUUCCUCACGCUGGGCUCCAAGUUUCGCUACAGCGGCCGGACGCAGGCGCAGACGAGAAGAGCCAGCGCGCUCAUAGACCGUCCUGCGCCUUACUUUGAGCGCUCCUCUAGUAAACGUUACACCAUGUCCCGCAGCUUAGACGGGGCAUCAGUGAAUGAAAACCAUGAAAUGUACAUGAAGGAUUCUGUGUCUGCUGCAGAGGUUGGUACUGGCCAGUACGCCACAACAAAGGGCAUCUCUCAGACCAACUUGAUAACCACUGUGACUCCAGAGAAAAAGACAGAAGAGGACAAAGAUGAUGAAGAGGGCAAAAAGAAGAGAGCAGAGGAAGUCACCCCGAUUUCAGCAAUACGCCAUGACACCAAGACUGACAGUGAGCAGACGGAUACUGCGGCUGAUGGUGAGACCACUGCCACCGAGUCGGAUCAAGAGGAGGACGGAGAUCUAAAGGCACAGAAUAGUCUGAUUAAGCGAAUACAGGGUGAAAAUGUGUAUGUCAAACAUAGUAAUCUUAUGUUAGAGGAUCUAGACAAAACCCAGGAAGAUCUGAUGAAACAUCAGACCAAUAUAAGCGAGUUGAAACGCACCUUCUUGGAAACCUCCACAGAAACGACUGUGUCUAAUGAGUGGGAGAAGAGGCUUUCCACAUCUCCCGUUCGGCUUGCAGCAAGGCAGGAGGAUGCUCCUAUGAUUGAACCACUAGUGCCUGAAGAGACCAAAGAAGAAACAGAAAAAUCAGAAAAACUCAUAUUUUUGCAGAAGGGAGGUACUACAUUCCUUGAAAUGCAGCCAAGUGUGAUAGAGAAGAAGCUGCAGGAAGGAGAAUCUGCUGGCACUUUGGUUACUUCUCAUCAAAUCAUUAUCCAGAAAAGUAUCCCAUCAUCCCUAGAGACUAAACAGUCCACCAGUGAAAAAACCUUGGAUGGUUCAGAUAUCUUCACUUUAAUAGAGUCCGCCAGAAAACCAACUGAGUUCAUAGGAGGGGUUACUUCUACUUCCCAUACCUGGGCUCAGAGAAUAGACACGACGACGUCUCAGGAGAUAACUUCCAGCGACAUGAAGCAAGCAGUUCAGCCGGAUCAGGAUACAGUGCAGAAGGUUGUACAGGAGACUGUAGUUGUCAAGGAGAGACAUGGGCUGGAGGUGCAUGCAGGCGGGGAUCCUGCUAAAGUGGCCGGACUUACGCUGGAUGCCCAGGCUGAGGCAGCGUCGGCGGUGGCUGCCGGCGUGAAAGGGAAGGAGGGCUCUGCUGGGACUGAGGGGGCGAAGGAGGAAAAAAGGGAGGAGGCUGGGAAAGCCCUAACCAAACAGGAAGGAGUCGCUGCCGCUGCUUCGUGUGAGCAGGCGGAGGAGCACAGAACAACAGUCCAACUUUCAGAGUCUUUGGAAAGAAAACCUCAUUUUGAGUCACCAGUUGUGAAGACUGAGACUAUAAGUUUCAGCAGUGUUCCUGCUGCUGGGGAAACCCUUGAAAUUUCAACAAAGGAAGUGCCAGUAGUCCAUACAGAAACAAAAACCAUUACAUAUGAGUCUUCUCAGGUGGAUUGCAGUGCUGACUCGGAACCAGGGGUAUUGAUGAGUGCACAAACAAUCACAUCUGAAACCACCAGCACUACAACUACUACACAUAUCACCAAAACUGUGAAAGGAGGCAUCUCAGAGACAAGAAUUGAAAAACGAAUAGUCAUCACAGGAGAUGCAGAUAUUGAUCAUGAUCAGGCGCUGGCUCAGGCAAUUAAAGAAGCCAAAGAGCAGCACCCUGACAUGUCAGUGACCAAAGUAGUGGUACAUAAAGAAACAGAAAUCACACCAGAAGAUGGGGAGGAUUGACCACAGGAAUAACCUAGAAUGCAUAUGAAUCCAGACAUGCAUACCAGUAGGAAUACGAGAACCUAUACGGAGUCUCAGUUCCAACCUGACUGACUUGUAUCUGUCUAUGGAAAAUUUCAGUACAGAAGAAUUGAUCUUGACCGUUAAUAAAGAAACUGGCAGAGAUACCUUCCCAUAGAAAGCAAUCUGAAUCAGCAGCAGUUAAACAAUAUUGCAUGAAGCGACAAUAAAAUUACAGAAAAGCAGCAUUUUUAAUUUUCUUAAAAUGUCUAAGUUUUCAGCUUUACCUGCACGUUCAUAAACAAUAUAAACAGUGAUCUCAUGUAACACAUAAACAGUUCAUGCCUUUCACAGUUUCUGAAAGUCUAAACAAAUUAAAAUUUGUUAGGUGGCAAGCCUUUUGUUUACGGAUAUUGUAAAUGAAAAUUACCCCGAAAAUGCUAGAAGCUGUAUAGGUACUGUGUAUAAUGUUUUACCACACAUUAGAUGUGCCAAUAACACAGUUUAUUCAGUAAACAACUUGAAUCUUAUAUUUGUUUCAUCUGGUUUUAUUACUGCCCGAUAAAUGAUGAUGAAUCUUUACUCUUAUCAAAACAUAUAAAUGCUUACAAAGUGUGCUUUGUAUACCUGACUGAAUACCUUAUGAGGUAGUAAUGAUUUUAGUAUAUUAACUUUAAUGAUUUUUGUCAGCAUUGUUCAGAGUCAGCUUCCAGUCACCCUUCACAGAUCCUAACCUUGUAAAUUAUAUGUAGUUAUUUUGGAGAAAAAAAAAAAAUCUGUAUUUUACUUAGUUUGCAGCUUUAGAAAAUUAUUAAUCUGAAAUAACCGUGAUGGUUUUCUAUUGAUUUCCCUUUUGUUCUCAGAGGAAAAAAAAAAAUCUGUUUGAGAAUCUGGUCAGCAUUUACUAUCUAGUUCUGAGUCAAGCCUUAACCUGUACAGAACGUCCACUGAAAACUCGCUAGUGUCCAGCUCUAAUACCCACGGAAAGGAUAGCGUCCAUUACACUGUCAGCUGCAUCACAACACAUGGUGAAUGUAUGUUUCUGCAUAGUGAAAUAAAAGUGGUAAAUGCAUCUGAAAUCGUAUUGUUCUGUGUCUAAAAGCACCUAGUGGUCCUUAGUAUUCAAAACAUCAAAAUGUUAUGUUUGUAAGACACCACAGGCUUCACUCAUGUGCACAGUAGAUGUGUUUUGUCUUCAGUGGCUGACACUGCACUGUGCAGACAGUGGGAGUUAGCGGAGAAUCCAAAGGGAUGACAGUGUUCACCUUUGGGCAUAUGAUGUUUGCAAAGGAAAAGGACUGUUUGGUUCCUUCUGUUUUCUCUGGUUGUGUAACAUUUCGCCGAAGCUAAAUGAAGAAUUUUGUUGUUGCUUAGAAAGUAAAGGCCAGUAGUGCUUGAUCCAGAUCCACUCUCAUUUUGUACUUUGGCUCUGAAACAUGGAUAAGAUUGUCUUUAAAGCAGUAUUACUUAUUGGUUCCUUUCUUUUUUUUGGUGGUUUUUUGGUUUUUUUUUUUGCUCCUUUGCCACAUCUCACUGACACCCCCUUGGUAGUUUAAGAGAAAUUUGUAACAAUUAGUUCACCCUUCAAUCUGGUUUUCCUUGCAGGAUUGAAAGGCAAUGGGUACAAGCAGACUUUUCAGGACAUAAAGGGCCAAAUUUGCCCUUCGUUGUUUACACAGGGCUCCCUCCCAUUGAAGCCAAUGGAUUUGCCUUCAGUGGAGAGCAGGAUUUGACCCAGUGACUUGUUAAUAAAUGUUUAUUUUCAUAAUUUAGAAAGAAAAAUAGUAUAUAUAGAGAGAAUAACCUUUAGAUAAUAAUUAAAAGUAAUAUCCCAAGGCUUUUAAAGCUUUGCCCCUAGUCUCCAAAACAUCUUCCUUCCACCAGCCAUUCUUAAUGCCUUUAAAUCUGGAGUGCUAAUGAUGUAACCCCUCCCUGCCCCCGCUGUCAUUGUUACCUCUUGCCUAAUGGCCGAGCAAAGCUGAUGGUCUGUUGUGACCUUUGAUGGCCCUCUCCUCCUCCUCCUCCUCCUAGCCCAAGACCAUCUCUGUUCUCAUCCCCCUGAGUGACGCUAGGCUCAGCUCUCUGGUGCUGCUGGUGCCCAGCGGCGGUCAGGGCUGGAAGAGGUCCUCACCCUGUCUUGGCCGGUGGCACACCAGGUCCUUGCUACUGCAUCAGGAGUUUAAAAAUAGACUCUGAAGCCAUAUCGAUCCUCCUUCAGGUGCCCCUCAUGUUGUCAGCUAAGAAACAGCAUUGUAUUACCUCAGAGAGACACGAGGCGAUCGCACAGCCUUCUCUCCAGAGUUAGCAUUAUAUUUUAGCAUGGCUUGAGGAGAUUGUACUCUGGUGAUCCUGCACAGUAUGUACGCUGUCUAAAGAUAUUGCAUUGUAGGAAGUUAGUCUCCUUGGAAAGGACACUCACCACUAAGAUACUGCCUAAGCGCAUAUAAACUGUGAGGAGAUGAGAGUGGACAGGCAAGGACAUCUCAGUGCCACUGUUGGUAGUAGACCCUUGUUUGGGGGAUGGUUCCUGGAAGUUAUAGCUUUGGUUUUUGUUAGAAACUGUUUCUUGGGUUGUCUGCCUAAUGCUGUGCCACAUGAAAUAAAGAGCACCUGCCUGUUUCUACCAACCA
Haemorhous mexicanus (house finch) is the source of this 5824-nucleotide messenger RNA. RefSeq names its product erythrocyte membrane protein band 4.1 like 3 (gene EPB41L3). The record is from RefSeq and is a predicted model, not a curated record. The transcript is spliced from 25 exons. The coding region runs from base 150 to 3194 and encodes 1014 amino acids. Lineage: Eukaryota; Metazoa; Chordata; Aves; Passeriformes; Fringillidae. Gene Ontology annotation, biological process: cortical actin cytoskeleton organization. Gene Ontology annotation, cellular component: plasma membrane; cytoskeleton. Gene Ontology annotation, molecular function: actin binding; structural molecule activity.